UUCACCAGAGGCCCCAAGUUUUCCGGGUAUCUGAGUAUAGUAGAAUUUGCGCCAGUUUCAUGAUGGCAGCUACGUGGAGCCCAGCUUUGCAGGAUUUUUGUUCAUACUAAGAGUUUAUUCCAAUAGUAUGUGAAACUGGACGCAGCGCAUCAUUUAAAUUCGGCCCUGCAGAAUGUCCAAGAUCAGGCGGAAAGUUACAGUGGAAAAUUCAAAGACCAUAUCAGACAGUAGCAACAGCACGACCACCCCUUCCCGUAGGCCCAGUGUGUUUGAGAGACUCGGCCCCAGCACAGCCAGUAAUGCUGCAGAGACUCAUUGUAGAAACUGGUUAAAGACUGGAAACUGCAGUUACGGCAACGCAUGUCGGUACACACAUGGAACUCCGUCAGAAGGAAAAGGCUUCUCUGGAGCUUUCCACAGGUCAGCCGAGAGACCCACUGGGGAUCUCCGAGAGAGGAUGAAGAAUAAAAGACAAGAUGUAGAUGGUGAUGCGCAAAAAAGAGACACAGACGAGCCCACUUCGCCCACAACCAGACAGGGAGAUUCAUCCCGACGAAGACACAGAGAGAAAGAGGAUAUCAAAAUCACAAAGGAGCACACACCAGCUAGUGAAGAGGAAACCGCAAGCUGGGAAGCCAGUCGUGAAGAUUCUGAUAACGGUGAUUACGAUUACGAGUUAUCGCUGGAGAUGAAGAGACAGAAAAUUCAGCGUGAGCUGAUGAAGCUGGAGCAGGAGAACAUGGACAAACGAGAGGAGGUCAUCAUCAAGAAAGAGACCUCUCCUGAGCACACCAGUUCUAAGGGGUCACCCUCAUCCCGCAAGUCUAGCGGCUCACCCAAACAUAGAGCUGCUGGGAAGGGUGGGACCUCAAGCAAGAAAGAGAAGUCCUCCACUUUGGUCAUUUCUUCACCAGUGUCUGACCAGACAAGGACAGCAGAGUCGGACAGCAGAUCAUCUAAGAGUAGUCAUAACAAACGUAAGGGGCCGCAGACUCCAAGUCCUCCUCCCCCUGUCCCUGCGGAGACCCUGGUGAUUGUGAAGAAACACAAAAAUAAACACAAAAACAAGGAGAAAUCUGAGGACAAGUUUAAAGACGUGAAAGAAAGAGGAUGUGAAAUAGAAAAACACAAGGAGAAAAAAGAAAAGCGCAGGGAUCGGUCAGAUAGUUUCCGCAAAGCCAAAUGUGCAGUAACAUCAGAGGACCUUUCUGAAAGCAUUCCUCUACCUUCCAGGGAAGCAUCACCCACAGCCAAAAGAAGGUCAUCCUCCCCCAAACUCACUUCUCAAAAACAAGCUUUACAACAGAGGAGUAGAACUCCACCAUGUCACCGCCGCAGCCCCUCCCCUCAUUCCAGACAACAACACUCCCCCUCUUCACACUCUGGCUCCUCCACCCAUAGACACUCCCCCUCCCCUCGCCACAGAUGUGAUUCUGUCUCUCCCCUGUACCAUCGAGACAUUCCUAAUUCCUCGUCAUUCUCACCACCUCCUAUCCAGUCCUCGCAGCGCUCCCAUUCUCCACGCAUCACUCACAGAGAUCCCUCUGCAAGCCCUGCCCCUCGCAGGUCCAGCUCCCAUCAACGAACACAGGCCAGAGAGAGGGGUAGGGUAGACAGAGACAAGAGUCCUGUACAGCUGGAGAGGCGCCAUGAGCGCAGAGAUGAAUGUCCUGGGAAGCGUGAGAAGGACAGCAGUCGUGAUGAGCGAGACUACGACAUUGAACUGAUUUCUUCACGCGAUACCAGAGACAGUCGAGACCACCGUGGAGAACGAGAUAGACGGGAUGCCCGGGACGAGCGACAGCCCCGUGGAGAGUUUAAAGACAGUAGGGAUGCCCAUGCAACAGAAACGCGAAACCGCUCUGGAAGAGAAUCCCAGCAGCACAGAGACAAAGAACGUGACAGGGAAAGGGAGAGGGAGCGAGAAAGAAAUGAAGCUCCUAGAAAAGAGGAUACAACAGCCCAAGAUGAAAGGAAUUAUGGAAGAGGCCAUGGAAAGGAGGAAGUAAAAAAUGUGAGCAGAGCGGAUAACAAAAAUGAAUCUCGAGCUGAAAGAACAGGGAGAGGGAGGGGACGUGGAGCAGAUGCUCAGGACCACAAAGGGUAUGCUCGUGGUAACAAAGCAUCACAGGCUGACACUAGCAGUACUUGUGAGCGUGACAGCUGGGAGUCCCGGGGCAGUUUCAGAGAGAGGAGUUCUGAAAGGAGCAGUAAUCGUGAUCGUUAUGACCAUGAUAGACAGAGAGGAGAACAAGCCAGAGAAGACAGGAAGGUUGGACAUACAGAGAGAGAACACCGUGACAACAGAGAAAGAGAGCAAAGGGCACCUUCUUCUGGCCGUGUUGAGGACCUUGAGCGUGAAGAAAGAAGAGAUGAUCGAAGGAAUGAUCGAGGGGAGGAGCGCAUUCGUGACAGGGAGAAGGAGAAGGAUAGAGAGAAAGAGAGGGAAAGGGAGAGAGAGAAAGAUAGAGAAAGAGAGGCUGACAAAGAACGUGAGCGAGCCAGGGAAAGGGAACGGGAAAGGGAGGAAAAAGAAAGGGGACGUGAGAGGGAGGAGCGAGAGCGAGAGAGGGAACGAGAGAGAAAGGAAAGGGAGCGCGAGAGGGAGCAGAGAGAAAGGGAAAGGCAGAGGGAGUGGGAAGAAAGAGAAAGAGGAAGAGAAGAGAGAAGAGAUAGAAGGGAUGAGUCUCGAGACGAUCGCUCUGGCCGAGACACUCAAGAAGAGAGGAAGAACACCCGUAAGAGACAUCGUACAGAGACCACUCCCAGUCCACGGCCAUCUCCUAAAAGAGCGCGUGACGUCAGCCCUGCAGACAGUGAAGGUUACAACAGCACUGAAGAAAAAGGAGAUAAGCACCGACUGCUAAGUCAGGUUGUUCGUCCUCAGGAUACCCCCCAUUCCCCUGUCCACUUGUUUACUGAUGAAAAACGCACUCGCUGGAAGGAUGAAGACCACUGUGGUGAUAAACACGAUAGCCGCGGCCGACACGAGGAGGUGGAUUACCACAGUGAGAGAGCAAGGAGAUUACCAGAGCGUCGUGGAGAUCAAGCUCCAGAUGGUUCUGCUAACACAAGCGUCUGUGACUCUAGGAGGGCAAAAGAGCAGAGAGAACUACCCGUUGCUGCUCUGAUUCCCUCUGCAUUAGUGGAGGACCGAAACCCUUUUUCUGCUAUUCAUGAGGAGGGCAAGAAAAAGCCUAAAUGUCAGAGGAAAAAUCUGAAAAAGAGCCAUAAAGAGGAGGAUGGGCCAACUGGUGGAGAGGAACGUUGUAACCUUGAGGCCCCAUCCUGCUCCACUGUGGCCAAGGCCCAUCAGCAUCUUUCCCCACGCAAGACACCCAAGAAGAAAGGUUUAGAUAGGAAGCGUAAACGCUCAGGUGGUGUCGAGUCGGAUAUUUCUGAUGAUGAGCUAGUAACCCAGCACCCUGUCAUUAAGAGACGACAUGGUCCACAUACACCCCCAUCAAUCAAGAAGGACGACCUUGCAUCCCAAAGGGCCGUAGCUGCUGGACAGGGUUCUCACACAGCUAAAAUCGAUGCUAGCUUCAGUGACUGGUCUGACGAGGAUGUACCAGAGCGAGGCGAGACCUCUGCUGCUCAGCUGUCUGAGCGGCCCCAAGAGCGAAUGCUGUCGUCUGAGAGGCCCCACGGGCGGUGUACACGUGGUGGCGGCAGGGACCAUACAGACCCCCCCAUUGCCCCUCUGCUCCCUGAUCCUCCAAUGUUGAUACAGUCUCUUCCUUUACAGCCAUUAUUGCCGCAACACAUGCUACGCAAACCACAGCAGGCAGACAAACAGCAGCACAGUAGUAUGGGCAGCAACCAAAACCGGGCCUCAUCGAGAAGACUGCGCUCAUCCUCUAAUGAGUCGGCUCAACGUGAUGAGGCCCAGCAGGGACCGAGGUCUCGAAGAGGACGCAUGCUGGGUGCCAGCUCACAUGAUCGGGACAGAGACCGAGAGAGGGAACGAGAAAAGGAAAAAGACAGAGAGAGAGCAGUUGCCAGUGAAUACGCAGGAGGAGAAAGAAAAUCGAGAAUUGAUAAGCUGCGAAGAGGAGAACCCAGCCGGAGUACAUCGUCAGACCGACAGGACUCCCGAAGUCAAAGUUCUCGUCGCAGUUCACCAGAGUCUGAACGUCAGGCUCGCUCAAGAGCCGGAUCCUAUGAAAGUCGGGAACGUGACCGAGAUCGUGAUCAGUUGGACCGGGAGCGUGAGAGAAAUCGGCAAAUGCAAAAUCAGCAACCCCAACAACGGGAGUGGGAAUCAGAACCUCGUGAUUGGGGUGGCCGGGCACUCCGUGGCAACCGGGAGGCAGUUAGAGAGCGGGACAUGAGGGAAAGGGAGCGGCUUUUACCUGAAGGACCUCUGGCACAUGACAAGAUCGAUCGAAACCGUGGUGAAAGAGAGAGAGAACGGGAAAGGAUUCUCCAAUUUAACCUUCAAACUCACAGGGAACCAAAGAGCAGAGCUGAGGUAAAGAUUGAGCGAGUAGAGUAUGAGCCACUAUUGCCAAGAGAAGCCCUUAUAGAUGUAGAAAAGCCUGUUAAUAUCUCAAACCUGCAAGGGGAAGCAACUCAGCCUGAGAAAAUGGAUGACCUUGAAGAGGAGGAUGCAAAGGGGGAUGAUGGACACUCUGUGUCAGGUGGUGAGGAAUAUGAGCCAAUAAGUGAUGAUGAACUUGACGAGAUUCUGGCAGACAGUCAAAAGCGGGACGAACAGCUAGAUGAUGAAAAGAUUUCUGGGCCCGUGGAUGUGAUUGAUGUAGAUUGGUCCAGUUUGAUACCCAGGCAACAACAGGAGUCCAGAGCUCCUGGGGCAGCACUGUUCAGAUUCACACCAGGGGCUGUGCUGCUCAAAGCAGGAGUGUCCAGAAGUUUGGCUGGGCCUCAACUUCUGGGCAAGGUUAAAGAGGUCUGCUCUAGAGAGCUGAAAGAUCCUAAAGAUACUGAUAAAAUGUUAGAGCAUGAUAUGGGAGCUCUAAACAUGGCUGCAUACAGCAGAAGAAUGGAAAGGGCCAACCUGCUAAGGAGUUUAAGCCAUUGCUGCAAGGCACUGUGUGCUCGCCGGGAUGUUGCCAUACGCAAACAUUUGCUGAAAAAUGAAAGGGGCACAACCAAGCAGAUCUACACCAGUGCUCCAGUUGUUGACAAUGAAUUAAUGACACUGUGUUUGCGGCUUUUUAAAAAGAAAAUUUCUUCCACCCUGUCCAGUGGUCAGAAGUCUGAUUUAGGUUCUGCAUCCCAACAGCUCAGCACACCGGCAGAGGUGUGAGUUUCCGGAGCACGCUUUUUUUUUAUUACAGUCCAGAUGAUUUCAGAAUGCUGUUAACCUGUACAUUCACUGAUGAUUUAAAACAUUAAACUACUUUGGAGUCAGCCCUGAAAGAUUGCUGCCACGCCCCUUAACUCACAUAGCCAUUUUAACUGGAAAUGUAAGCCAGUGGAAAAUACAGUCUAAAGUGUGGUAAAGGUGUAUUUUAUAAAAUUUUGUCAUUUACAUUUGUUUUAGAGAAUUUUGUUUCUUCUGAUAUGUGAACAACAGUUGCUGAAUGUGCAGCAAGGUGUACUAUGGGCACCGAAAAUGUACACAUGCAAAGUGAAUUUGUUUUGUGUAUCUAAUGUAUCUCCCUGUUUGUCUGAUUUGUUUUAAAACAUUUGUGAUAGCUGGUUCAGCACUUUUGUUCCUGGUUGUUCUUUGUUGAAUUAAAACAACAGGCUUCAAAAUCAAAA
Molecule: messenger RNA, 5730 nt
Organism: Triplophysa rosa
Lineage: Eukaryota; Metazoa; Chordata; Actinopteri; Cypriniformes; Nemacheilidae
Gene: zc3h13
Product: zinc finger CCCH-type containing 13
Exons: 20
Coding region: 173-5272 (1699 amino acids)
Cellular component (GO): RNA N6-methyladenosine methyltransferase complex
Molecular function (GO): metal ion binding
Source: RefSeq, a predicted model, not a curated record